Messenger RNA from Lasiodiplodia theobromae, 2253 nucleotides. Its product is annotated as Quinate pathway repressor protein. The record is from RefSeq and is a predicted model, not a curated record. Gene Ontology annotation, biological process: chorismate biosynthetic process; shikimate metabolic process. Gene Ontology annotation, molecular function: shikimate 3-dehydrogenase (NADP+) activity; 3-dehydroquinate dehydratase activity. Bases 1 to 2253 code for a protein of 750 amino acids. The transcript is spliced from 3 exons. NCBI's taxonomy places the organism in Eukaryota, Fungi, Ascomycota, Dothideomycetes, Botryosphaeriales, Botryosphaeriaceae.
AUGUCGUCAGAGUCCCGAAACUGCAGCCCGCAGGCAGAUGAUGCGUCAAUCGUUCUUGUCGGCCUUCGCGGGACUGGAAAAUCCACCCUGGGGGUAAUGGCAGCAAGUGCAUUGGGCUACGCCUUGGUCGAUUCCGACCGAUACUUCUUUCAGCGCACCGGGCUAUCACGAGCAGCCUACAAGAACGCGCAUGGAGCAGAGGAGUAUCGGCGUCAAGAAAUCGAGAUGACACGUUCCAUGCUUCUCGAGAAGCCGUCCAAGGCCAUCAUCAGCGGCCCAGUGUUCCGAUCGAUAUCCAACCUCGAAUUCUUCAACGUGGACCAACGGACUGUCUAUGACGGCAAUAUACCAGAAGAAAUUCCAGCUUCCCUGGUCUUGAAGAAAGUGGAACGCGAUUUCCUACAAUUCCUGUCAAGAGUGGAAAACAGAAUCAUCCGUACUUCGGUUGGACUAGGAUCAUACGGCAUCAGCAGUGGACGACUGGAAUUGGAUGACUUUUGCUACACCUUGAAUCUGCUGAUUUCGGAUACAACUAGAUUGAUGCCGAAGCUGUGCAAAACCGACCUAUCCGUCGAUUCCAUCAGCCUGAUUCUGGAAGCUCCAUCAGAAGUCGGGGAGAAGGCUUUUAGUCGGCUGGCGAGAUCGAUAAGCAAAGAGCUUAAUUUACUCAGAAGGAUGUUCCAACUUCCGGUCACACUAGACAUCCAACUCCCAAUGACACCAUCCAACUGGACUUGGCAAAAUGAAGCUCUCUACUGCGACCUACUACAAUUCGCACUUCGCCUGUGCCCGGAAAUCCUUUGCGUGGACCUGCGCCUCGACGAUGAAAGGAUAACGAAACUCGUACAGUCCAAAGGCUCAUCGAAAAUCAUGGGUCACUACUACGACCCCGACCCAGGACCCAAUGGAUGGUGUGGCCAGUCCCGGCAGAGAAUCCUCCGUCGUGCUGAGGAACUGGGAUGCGACAUCGUCCGCCUGUGCCAGCCGGCCAAGUCAGCGAACGACAACGUCUCAGUGCAGCAGAUCAGGGCGGCACGGGAAGAGCGAGGACGCAGCCGCGUGCCGCUGAUCGCCUACAACACCGGCGAACUCGGCCGCAUGUCGUGUUGCUUCAACCCCAUCCUCACGCCCGUCACGCACCCUGUUCUUCGGACCUACAGCUCCACCGCAUCAUCCUCCGAUCAUCACCUGCUCACUGUCGCCGAGGCUCAAAACGCCCUCUUCUCAUCCUUCGUCCUCGACCGCAUGCAUUUCGGCAUCAUCGGCGCCGACAUCGCGUGGAGUCUAUCACCAACCAUGCACAACGCCGCCUUCAAGCUCCUGGGCAUGCCGCACGAAUACACCCUGAUCCAGAGGUCAUCCCUGGACGAUCUGGACGCCCUGGCGCACGAUCCGCACUUCGGCGGCGCCAGCAUCACAAUGCCAUUCAAGCAAGACAUCAUUCCAUUCCUUGACACACUGAGCCCUGAAGCGCAGGCCAUCGGCGCAGUCAACACCCUGGUUCCCGUCCGGCUGGCCGCGUCGGGCGCGACGCUCGGACGCAAUCGCGCAGGCCCGGUGCAUGCGCUGCACGGAGAAAACACGGACUGGAAAGGCAUCGUCACCUGCAUCCGCCGCAGCCUUUCGCCUAUCAACGCCGUCAAACCUCUUUCUACGGCACUGGUUCUUGGUGCUGGCGGAAUGGCACGAGCAGCCAUUUUCGCAUUGUUGCGGCUCGGGGUCCGGAACAUCUUUGUCUACAACCGCACGAGGGAGCAUGCGGAGGCCAUGGCCCGGCAUUUUCAGCGGCAGACGCUGGCCACGGAGUCAGGGAAGCAAGUGAAUGUGCAGCUCGGACAUGGCAGCGACGAGGCGAUGGCAGUUGACCCAGAGACAGCAGACAGCGUGCAUUGCUCGCUGCAUAUCCUGCCAUCGCUAGGACCGUGGCCGGAAGGUUUCCAGCCGCCGUCGAUCAUAGUGUCUUGCGUGCCCGGCGUUGCCGAAACCGGGGCGUCGACGGACCUGACUGUCCCGCCAGACUGGCUUGGGAGUCACAAUGGGGGCGUUCUUGUUGAGCUGGCGUACGACACUCUGGAAACUCCGUUGGCGAAGCAAGCACGGGAGAGAAGUAGACAGGGGUGGAUCGUGGUCGACGCGUUGCAGACGCUGCCGGAACAAGCAAUAUGGCAGUUUGAGCUAUUCACCGGAAGAAAGGCACCUCGGAAGUUGAUGCGCACGGAGGUAUUCAAGAGGUACAAAGGGACAGUCGGGUGA